UAUAAUUUCUAAUUAUUUUAACUUGAAUUCAACAUAUUUUUUCUUAGAGUUUACAAAUUUUUGAAAACGAAUUUGGAAUUAAAAGUAAAUUAAUGAUUGAAUAGAUAAAGAUUGCUACUAUGUGAAUGCAAACAAAAAUAAAUACCAUUGUAAGGUGUGGUACUGCAUGGUACAAUUUUGUAUUCAUACAAGUGAACUCGUGAACGUCGGAUGAAAACGUGUUGGUUGUGGAAGAAGAAAAAACCUUGUUGCAAAAUCAAAAGAUAUAAGGUAUCUCGAUGAUUCAGAUAUGAGGAACGGAAAAAAAGUCAAUGAAAUAAACGGAAAAACCAUGGUUGGAUACAUUAAUGAGGGUAUGCAUGACUCUCAGGGAAACAUUAAUAUUGAUAAAUUCAGCAAUAAUUAUAAAAUUCAAGACUCCACCUACGAACAACGUGCUGACAUUCAAAGUUCUUAUGACCUGAUCUUGACGGAAGAACCAAAUAAUGUUGGUGGAAAACAAAGAACCAACAUCUUGAAGUCAGCUUUCCAGUACACAGUGCAUCGUGUUAAAAAAUCGUGUACGAGGAAAACUUUACAUAGGAGGCUGCCAAUUUUUCAAUGGCUGCCGAAGUAUAACGGAGAUGAUGCUCUUGGUGAUAUUGUUGCUGGUAUCACUGUUGGACUCACUGUCAUUCCACAGUCUUUAGCUUAUGCUAAUGUCGCUGGACUACCUCCUCAAUAUGGAUUAUAUGGUAGCUUCUUAGGGUGUUUUCUUUAUAUAUUUUUUGGAUCUUGCAAAGAUAUUCCUUUCGGACCGAGUGCCAUAGUAUCAUUGUUAACAUUCCAAACAGUAGGCCACUUAGAUUCGCCAGUUCCACACGCUAUUUUGUUGUGUUUUUUAUGUGGAAUUAUACAAUUAUUCAUGGGAAUCUUUGGUCUAGGUUUCCUUAUCGACUUCGUAUCAGGUCCUGUAAGUUCAGGGUUCACAUCUGCAGUAGCUUUAGUCAUUGUAACAUCCCAAAUUAAAGAUAUUCUUGGAAUUCCUGUCGUAGGAUCGUCAUUUGUGAACAUUUGGCAAAGUAUUUUUACAGAAAUUCAUAAAACGAGGCUUUCAGAUACAGUUUUAGGAUUUUCUUGCAUUACAUUGUUGCUGCUUCUCAGAGCAAUUACAAACAUCAGAAUUGGCCCUGCCGAAGAAGAACAACGAAAUACCAAACAUAAAGUGUUCACCAAAAUGAUUUGGCUUAUUGGAACAUCUAGAAAUGCUGUGAUGGUUGUACUCUGUGGAGUACUAGGAUAUAGUUUUACUUCAAGCCCAUUCAAAUUAAUAGGCUAUUUACCUGGUGGGUUGCCAAGUGUUCAAAUACCACCUUUUGGAUUCACAAAAGAGGAUAAUUCAACAGUUACAUUUGUUGAAAUGUGUUCAAAUUUAGGCAGUGGAAUUCUCAUUUUGCCACUAAUUGCUUUAAUGGAGGAUGUAGCAGUUUGUAAAGCUUUUAGUAAUGGAAAAUCUAUUGAUGCUACACAAGAGUUGAUAGCAAUUGGAAUAUCGAAUAUCGGUUGUUCCUUUGUUCAAGCUUUUCCUGGUACUGGCUCACUUAGUAGAAGUGCUGUUAAUAACGCUUCUGGAGUGAGAACUCCACUUGGUGGACUUUAUACUGGUAUUCUGGUUAUUGUCGCUCUUUUAUUUCUCACACCUUAUUUCUUCUACAUACCAAAAGCAUGUUUAGCAGCAAUUAUAAUAUCUGCAGUCAUUUUUAUGGUCGAAGUGAAGGUGAUAAAACCCAUGUGGCGAACAAAAAAAUCUGACCUGAUACCAGGCGUAGCAACAUUUAUUGCGUGUCUAGUUUUACAAUUAGAAGUUGGAAUUCUACUUGGGAUAGGUCUAAAUAUUUUAUUCAUCCUCUAUCACGCUGCGAGACCAAAAAUCUCGCUAGAAAAACUUCAGAGCUGCUGUGGUGUAGAGUAUCUCAUGUUAACACCAGAUCGUUGUCUAAUUUUCCCAUCAGUCGACUAUGUAAGAAAUCUAGUAACAAAGUACAGUCGUUGCACCGGAAAUACAUUGACCCCUGUUGUAAUUGACUGUUCACACAUUUAUGGAGCUGAUUAUACAGCAGCUACAGUAGUGGAAAGCCUGUCAAGAGAUUUUGCAUUACGUGGUCAGCCACUAUUUUUUUACAACCUGAAACCUUCAGUCUAUGCUGUCUUUGAAGGUGUUGAACCUGCUGAUCUUAUUGUUUAUUAUACACAAGAUGCUCUAGAUGAUCUUUUGAGAGAAAGAGGAUACUUGAAGCAAGACAAACCAAAUCCUUCACCAGCGUAGUCUUUACAACUUAAAAAUAUAAGUUAAUUUAUUAGUACGACAAUAAUAUUUAUUUUUUUUAUUGAAAAAAAUCGCUAGAUAGUUCAAAACUAUUUUUAAUGUUAAGACAUAAGAAGACGCAUUUAUGUGGAUGUUGAAAUUUGUUGAAAAAUUUUUCUGCAUAAAGUAGAAUGUCCAUAGGUCUGUCAUAUCGGUUAAUUGUUCGAACUCAAGAUAGAAAUAUUGAUAAGUCAUAGAUAAAAUCAAUAAUAGCGAUUAUGAUGAUUGACUUUGUUGUGAAUUUAUCGUCAAUAUAAUUCAUAUAAUUAAUUAAUGACAAUGAUACAAUGUAUAUGCAAAUUCUUACGUUAAAGAGUUGAAAAAUUUACGAAAACAUAUUUAUAAUCGUUUCUGCAUGAUCCAUUACGUCCAUAAUUAAUUUAUGUAAUGUUAGGAUGUUUAUAAUCCGAUAAGCAUUUUUGAAGAGAAUUUUAUGUGAACCUUUGCACUAUGUUAUGAAUCUAUUAUAAUUUCAUAAAAAUGAUAGAUUUACUUAUGCUAGAUAGUUUAAUAGUUUAACUAAUUGAUUUAUUUAAAAAUAUAUUAGAAAAAUUUUUAAGUUCAUUAUAAAAUGUAGUAUUAACAGUAUUUUACAUGUAUCUGAAUGUUCAAUUUGGAAAACACUGUGAUAAUUUUAUAAUAAAA
Messenger RNA from Chelonus insularis, 2989 nucleotides. It is a transcript of the gene Esp, whose product is annotated as Epidermal stripes and patches. Gene Ontology annotation, biological process: transmembrane transport. Gene Ontology annotation, molecular function: sulfate transmembrane transporter activity. Lineage: Eukaryota; Metazoa; Arthropoda; Insecta; Hymenoptera; Braconidae. The record is from RefSeq and is a predicted model, not a curated record. Gene Ontology annotation, cellular component: plasma membrane. The transcript has 11 exons. The coding region runs from base 290 to 2305 and encodes 671 amino acids.